Molecule: messenger RNA, 2133 nt
Organism: Xyrauchen texanus (razorback sucker)
Lineage: Eukaryota; Metazoa; Chordata; Actinopteri; Cypriniformes; Catostomidae
Product: cytosolic phospholipase A2 gamma-like
Exons: 15
Coding region: 93-1757 (554 amino acids)
Biological process (GO): glycerophospholipid catabolic process
Cellular component (GO): nucleoplasm; nuclear envelope; cytosol
Molecular function (GO): calcium-dependent phospholipid binding; calcium ion binding
Source: RefSeq, a predicted model, not a curated record
UGACAAUAAAGUGAUUUGAUUUGAUUUAUAUGUUGAAAGGGGGGAGGGGGAGGUGCUGAGUUCCUGUUCAGUAACACAAAGGCGGUGAGGAGAUGAGUGCAUCCAAACCCCAGAAAAGCAGUUCGGUGAGAAUCGGACACUCUCUGAAUACGAACGAGGAAGAGUUUGUAAACAGAAGGAAAGACAUCCUUCUAAAAUGCCUUGAGACGCUCGAUAUAAAGUGUAGUCAGGUGCCAAAAAUUGCACUACUGGGUUCUGGAGGAGGAGAACGAGCCAUGGUGGGUUUACUGGGAUCCCUGGAUCAACUCGGCAAAGCAGGUCUUCUGGACUGUUUCCUCUAUCUGUGUGGAGUCUCUGGAUCUACAUGGUGCAUGGCGUCAUUAUACCAAGAACCGGACUGGUCCAGCAAUCUGGAGACAGUGAAACAAAAGAUUGUGCAGAGACUCAGUGGUAGAGGAGUGAGCUGGAGUGAAGCAUUUUCCAAACUGAAGACUUAUUACUAUGAGAAAGACAUCUUCAGUUUGACAGACGCUUGGGCAGUGAUGGUCAUCACUUCAUAUGUGAAAGAGAUAGACGAACACAAACUCUCAGAGUGGAACAGCAAGAACAGUAAAGACCCGUAUCCCAUCUACACAGUGAUCGACAAGCGAUGCAAACAGCACAAAGAAGCAGACCCCUGGUUUGAGAUCACUCCUCAUGAAGCAGGUUAUUCCCUCAUUGGAGCAUUUGUGGACAUCUCUGGGUUUGGCAGUCAGUUUGAAAAUGGCUCAAAAAAUAAGAACCAGCCUGAAAUUGACAUGCUCUACCUACAAGCUCUGUGUGGCAGCGCUCUUGCUGAUGAAGAUGAGAUUUCGAAAUUCCUUUGGGAAAAGUUAAAAGAAUUCUUUCAUCAUUCCAAAUCUUCAAAUGUGUUUGAGGAAAUGCAGAAAGAUCCAGGAUCUCCACCUGUGCACAUUGGCUAUCAGGUGCUCAUGGAUCUUAUGGACAUGAAUCUGAGUGUUUUGGAUGGCAUCGACCCGUCUCCUUACGAUACAGACAUAAGAGAAAAACUGGCAGAACUUUCUGGAGGCAAAUCUCAGCUGAUUUUUGAUGUCGGAACACUCGAUAUCACUGACAAAGCAGCCGCAAAAGUGUACAUGAAGCAAUACACAAAGGGUGUAUGCAACUAUGCGAAACGCUGGUUCAGUUUCUGGCCAUAUGAUUGUUGGACGAGCAUUUGUAAAUGCAUGGUUGGGUCGAUCUGGGGCAGGAACUAUAACUUUCUCCACAACACCACAGAUGGAUCAGUGCCUUCUGUUCUGCAGUCAAGUGAGAAGAGAGACUAUGAGGAUGCUGGACUGUUGCUCAACUCACCGUUCAUCUCAGUGUUGAGAGAAGAGAGAGACGUUAAUCUCAUUAUUUCUCUGGAUUUCAGCGAAGGCGAUCCUUUCCUGACUGUGACGGAAGCUGCUAAGAAAUGUGAGGAACGAAACAUCCCUUUCCCAAGAAUCAUCCCACCAAGUGAGGACUCUACAAAUCCGAAGGACUUCUAUGUGUUUGAAGGCAAAGGGAACGCUCCAACCGUGAUACACAUUCCACUCUUUAAUACCGUCAACUGUGGAGAUAAACUUGAGGAAAUGAGGAAGAAAUAUAAAACCUUUCAAGGGUCGUACAGUGAAGAGAUGAUCAAUGAGCUCAUGGAGCUUGCUGGGAAAAACAUCACAAAUAACAAAGAGAAACUGCUGGAAUGGAUUCGUAAAGCAGCAAAUGAACCAUGAGUUACUGUGUCCAUGUGCUUAAUACAGAUAAUGACAAUCUGAAUAUUGGCUAAACCGAUCAACUAUAUGUGCUCAUUUCACAAGAUAAUAAUGAUUAAUAUCUAUACCUUUCUCCAUCAUCUUUUAACAUAAAUCAGCAUUAUUUUUCCUGCAAUAUGUGAUUUUGUCUGACAUGAUCUGAGAUUGGUCAUGUUUGCACUUAUUUUCUGUUUAAUAUGUUAUAAAUGUUUCUACAUGUUUCAGUCUGUAUUACAUUUGGAAGACUGUUCCCUCAUGCUUGACUCUUAUUAAGCAAUAAUAUGUUGAUUACUAAUAAUCAAAUUAACAAUUACACAAUUCAUGAUUGCUGAUUAAAAAUAAAUGAAUAAACUGUUAU